This is a messenger RNA of Rubroshorea leprosula, 2703 nucleotides long. Lineage: Eukaryota; Viridiplantae; Streptophyta; Magnoliopsida; Malvales; Dipterocarpaceae. The record is from the annotation of a GenBank genome assembly.
UUCACCCAAGUCGAGGCGACAUCUGUCAUUUCCAGAGUCUAUAGAGAUUUCGUCUGUGGCGGUUUUUUUUUUUCCCUUUAAAAAGAAAAAAAAUUUUUUUUUUUCGCAAGAAACGAACAGUGGGACUCGUGGAAGCUCUGUUCGCGUGAUGCGUGGAACGCAACAGAGAGGAAAUGGCGAGAUCUCAUCGUUUCCCUUCCGCUAUUCAAAUGGUGCUUAGUCUAUUCAUCGUAACAGGAAACCCUAGCCUUUCUCUGUAGCAAUUUUUUGGCGGUGAUCCUCCUUUACGCGGGAGAUGGCGGACUCUGCGAAGGUGUCGUAUAUAGUGGUGGUGGACGGAGGGAAGGAUGAGGAGAGGGAAACGUCGUCUUUCCGGUACACGCGUCCCGUUUUGCAGAGCACUCUCCAACUCAUGGGCUGCAAAGCGAGGCAUGCUUUCAAGAUUAGUCAAAGGGUUUUUGAGUUGAUUAAAAGCGAAUCUUCUUGCAACACUCAACCUCAAGAAUAUAAAGAGACAAUAGGUUCUGAUGUUUUGAGAGGAAACUCUGAGAAGGAAGAUGGUUAUUUUGCUGGUGCAAACUCACAUAUGGGCAACCAUUUGGUUUCAGAGAAAGAUGACAAAAGUAAGAAUAUACCGUCUGAGUUGAACAAAAGACGCACGACUGUAGUUGUCAAAAGAGAAGCCUUUUUAGAUGUUGUAUGUGAUGCACUGGCUGAAUAUAAGUAUAUCGGUCAUAACCAAAGGGCAGACUUGAUUUUGGCAUGCAGAAUCCGAGAGAGGAAAGAAUCUGUAACUGUGCUGCUGUGCGGUACCAGUGGCUGUGGCAAAUCUACAUUAUCUGCUUUGCUGGGUAGCAGGUUGGGAAUUACGACUGUGAUAUCAACUGACUCUAUCCGGCACAUGAUGAGGAGUUUUGUGGAUGAGAAGGAAAAUCCUCUUCUUUGGUCCUCUACCUAUCAUGCAGGGGAGUGUUUGGAUCCUGUAGCAGUUGCUGAAGCCAAGAGUAAAAGAAAAGCCAAAAAAUUGGCAGGGAUUGCAAAAUUACUUCCUAAGGGUGAAGUUGCUGGUGGUUCUGAAUCUGGGAAUCCUGAUGCCCAAGCAGCAGAGAAUGGUUCUAGUAACAGUGAACUGAUUAGUCCUAAACAGAUGGCUAUUGAAGGAUUCAAGGCACAAAGUGAGAUGGUUAUUGACAGUCUUGACAGGCUGAUUACAUCAUGGGAAGAGAGGAAAGAGUCAGUAGUUGUUGAGGGUGUUCACUUAAGCCUUAAUUUUGUUAUGGGGCUUAUGAAGAAACAUCCUUCAAUUAUACCAUUUAUGAUAUACAUAACAAAUGAAGACAAACACCUAGAGCGGUUUGCAGUUCGUGCAAAGUACAUGACACUGGACCCUGCCAAAAAUAAAUAUGUGAAGUAUAUAAAAAACAUCAGAACUAUACAAGAAUAUCUCUGCAAACGUGCAGAUAAGCAUUUGGUCCCGAAGAUAAACAAUACAAAUGUUGACAAGAGUGUGGCAGCCAUUCAUGCUACAGUUUUUAGUUGCCUUCGUAGGCGUGACGCUGGAGAACAGCUUUAUGAUCCUACAACAAAUACAGUUGGUUUGGUUGAUGAGGAGUACAGGAACCAGUGUGUUGCCAAUUCAUUGAGCUCAAAGGGAAUGUUUCAGCUGAUCCAGAGGAAAGGUUCUUCUAGGCAUCUGAUGGCUCUUCUUAAUACUGAUGGAACUGUAGCAAAAGCUUGGCCAGUUGAUUCACAAUAUAUUAAUGGACGUCCUAUCUUGAGCAAUGGGACUGAGGGUGGAAAAGGUAAUCCUAUGUAUGGACCUUUGAAGAUUGGCAAGGCAGAACCCGUUAAUCUUCCAUUUGGUCUAUUUGGAAUUAGUGCCUGGCCUAGUGAUGGUGGCACUAGUCAUGCUGGAAGUGUUGAUGAAUCAAGGGGUGAGGGGACGACUGAUACUGGCAGCAGAUAUUACUCUUCUUGCUGCAGCUCACCAAGAACAUCUGAGGGGCAUGCAAAGGAGCUUAAGGAGGAACAGUCAGUCCAUGGCAGUGAUGAAGAAGUUGAUGAUCAACCUGAUGUAGAGAGUGAUGAGGAUCUCAGUGAUGACAAUGAUAAACUUCUUGAUGAAGAGAUUGGCUCAGUUGAUGAAGAGUCUACAAAGUCAGAUGAAGAGUAUGAUGAUCUGGCAAUGCUGGACGUUGAGGAGAAUGGCUAUUGGACGGAAGACGACGAAGAGGCUCGGGAUAAGGUGGUGCCAGUUUCUGGGGACGAAACAACCCUUAUGAAAGGGGAUAAAUAUAACCGUAAUUUAGACAUCUUCCUGAAAACCAGAAGUGAGAAAUUGCCAGAACUGCUACGCUCUUACUCUACGCUGCUUAGGGAAAAGAAAGAGAGGAGGUUGCCACCUCUUGGCAAUGCUAAAAUAAGAAAACGCUCCCUCAGCAUUCCAGCCAUGGGGAAGCAUGACAUGGUUAUCAACGAUCAUGGGACAGUGAUCAACGAUCCAAUUCUUUCUGGAGCUCCUCAGAGGUAGCCAUUAGUCAAACAAUUUUGUUUUUCCUACUCUUUUCUGCUUUUCUCUCUGUGUGGCUAUGGAAUUAGAGGUUGCAUCCUUUAUCCCUUCCCUCUACUUCCUCCGUAUAGAGUUGUUAUUCCGGUCACUUGACCAGCAGAGAUUUCUUAAUUUAUAAUGUGAUUUUUAUUUUA